UCAUGUGGCGGGCUGUUUCUUCACGCGAUGUGACGUCAUCUCUGGGGGUUAUCUCUGCUAGAUGCCACUUCUGACGUGCGACACCGUGCGAGGAGACGCAUGUGUCCUCAGUUUACCUUAGAUUCGUGUAUUCCAGGCAGGUCUAUCUACCUGGUGUUUUAUUGGAGAGCACGAAGUGUCCCCCUGGAAAAUUAUGCAAAAAUGCCAGUAUUUCGUUUACAUUAAUACAGUAAGUUAAACAAGGGUGCUGUAACUUUCGCUUUUUAAUCCAUAUAAGCUACAGAAAACUGCAUAAUUUCAUCAACAUUUUAAAAAAACCCUAGUCUUUUUAGAUUUGCAUUUUGACGCCGACGACAUCACCGUGGGCCCUUUGUCUCGUGCCAUUUGAAUUAGCAUUAAGGGAAGCAUCUGAGUGUAAGAGCCCGCCCCAGAAUCCACUGCUGCAUCCAACUCGCUUUCACACUUGGCUUCAUUCACACACACUUUUCCCACCGGGAUGGAGCCGCUUCAGCUCGCGCGCCGCGGAGACAACCGGCAGCACACGCGCUGCCUCUCGGCACACAUGGCCGUCAACGUGUGGCGACUAUUUCCCUUCUUCGUGUGGAUAUUACCAGCAGUUUCGAGUUCGAGGACGAGGAUUUAUCCGCCCAACGAAGUGACCCUGCUGGAUACCAGGACAGUGCCAGGAGAGCUGAAAUGGGCCGCCAGUCCUUCCGAGGGAGGGUGGGAAGAGGUGAGUAUAAUGGAUGAGAAGAACAUCCCCAUCAGAACCUACCAGGUGUGCAAUGUCUUGGAGCCCAAUCAAAACAACUGGUUGAGGACUGACUGGAUCCCUCGGUCCGGCGCUCAGAGGGUCUACGUUGAAGUCAAGUUCACCCUGAGGGACUGUAAUAGCCUGCCAGGGGUCACCGGCACCUGCAAGGAGACAUUCAAUCUCUACUACCAUGAGUCUAAUGAAGACAGAGAGAACUACAUCAAAGAGAGCAGCUUCAUUAAAGUGGACACUGUGGCAGCAGAUGAGAGCUUUACUCAGGUGGACGUUGGUGACCGCAUCAUGAAGCUGAAUACCGAGGUGCGAGAUGUGAAGGUGGCGACUCGGAAGGGUUUCUACCUGGCCUUCCAAGAUGUUGGCGCCUGCAUCGCUUUGGUUUCCGUCAGAGUUUUCUACAAAACGUGUCCGCUCACCAUUCGUAACCUGGCAACGUUUCCGGACACUGUCACCGGGGCCGAUACGUCUUCCUUAGUGGAGGUCAGGGGGUCGUGUGUCAACCAAUCGGAAGAGAGAGAGGAGCCUAAAAUGUACUGCGGUGCCGACGGAGAGUGGUUGGUUCCUAUUGGUGGAUGUCUCUGCAACCCGGGACAUCAAGAGAAGGGUGGCACAUGUAAAGCCUGUUCUGUUGGUUUCUACAAGGCCAAGUCUUCAGAUGCGGGAUGCUCCAAGUGUCCUCCACACAGCCACUCACUCAGGGACGGGGCGACCGUCUGUGACUGCCACCCCGCCUUCUUCCGCGCUGACAGUGACCCUCCCUCCAUGGCCUGCACCCAGCCACCAUCAGCCCCACAGCAGCUCAUCUCCGUGGUGAACGAGACCUCGGUGGUCCUGGAGUGGGCCCCCCCUCGCCGGCUGGGAGGACGAAGCGACACCAGCUACAGUCUUGAGUGUCUCAUUUGUCCAACAGCGGGCCGCAAAGCUCUCCCCAGGAAUCACAGCAUGGCCCAGCCUGAGGCCCAGCACGGUGGCCAGGGGAUGCAGUCGGACCAGGGCAUCGUGGGUUCUGAGGUCCAGUCGGGCAGAAGCGUCUACCAGAGCGGACCCGCAGCCGGAGACUACCUGAGACCCGGCUCCGGCUCCCAGCUCUGCCAGCCCUGUGGCUCCGACGUGCUCUUCUCUCCCGAGCAAAGCGGCCUGAGGACCACCAGGGUGGUGGUCAGCGAGCUCCGGGCCCACACGCACUACACGUUCAUCGUCCACGCGCGCAACGGGGUCUCCCGGGCCGGCGGCGCAGGGGCAGCGCAGAGCGUGUCUGUCACUGUCACCACCAACCAAGCCGCUCCGUCCGCGGUGUCGUCCAUCUUAGCCAUUGAUGUCACCAGGCACAGUCUGGCGUUGUCGUGGCAACAGCCGGAUCGACCCAACGGGGUUAUCCUGGAAUACGAGGUCAAGUUCUAUGAAAAGGAUCAGAAAGAGAGGUCCUACCGCAUAAUGAGGACCUUCUCUCGGAGCGUCGAUGUCACAGGUCUUAACCCCCUCACCGUGUACGUGUUUCAUGUGCGUGCUCGCACAGCUGCCGGAUACGGAGAGUUCAGCCCCCCGUUUGAAUCGGCCACCAGUUCAGAUCCCUUUCCCCUGAUUGGAGAAGGAGUUAACACAGCCUUCCUGCUGCUGUCUGUCAGCGGGGUUGGAAUUUUACUGCUGAUAUCUGCAGCUGUGUUCAUCAUUAGCCGCAGGAGGAGCAAGUACAGUAAAACAAAGCAGGACUCCGAAGAGGAGAAACAUCUUAACCCAGGAGUAAAGAUCUAUGUGGACCCGUUCACCUACGAAGACCCCGAUCAGGCCAUCCACGAGUUUGCCAAGGAGAUUGAUGUUAACAGCAUUCACAUCGAGAGAGUUAUUGGCAUGGGAGAGUUUGGGGAGGUUUGCAGUGGUCGGCUGCGCGUUCAGGGAAAGCGGGAGAUCUACGUGGCCAUCAAGAGUCUGAAGGCGGGAUACUCUGACAAACAGAGGCGGGACUUCCUGUCUGAGGCCUCCAUCAUGGGACAGUUUGACCACCCAAACAUCAUCAGGCUGGAGGGUGUCGUGACACGAUGCAAACCGUUGAUGAUCAUCACAGAGUACAUGGAAAAUGGAUCCCUGGAUGCUUUUCUUCGGAAACACGACGGCCAGUUCACAGUGAUCCAGCUGGUGGGCAUGCUGCGUGGCAUCGCCUCCGGCAUGAAGUACCUGUCAGACAUGAGCUACGUUCACCGAGACCUGGCGGCUCGGAACAUCCUGGUCAACAGCAACCUGGUGUGUAAGGUGUCCGACUUUGGCCUGAGUCGAGUUCUGGAGGAGGACCCGGAGGCUGCCUACACCACAAGGGAGGCAACUGGGACUUAUCUGUCCCCUGGAGGGAAGAUCCCCAUCAGAUGGACGGCUCCGGAGGCCAUCGCCUACAGGAAGUUCACCACAGCCAGCGACGUGUGGAGUUACGGCAUCGUCAUGUGGGAGGUGGUUUCUUAUGGAGAGAGACCCUACUGGGACAUGAACAACCAGGACGUGAUCAAGGCGAUAGAAGAGGGCUACCGCCUGCCUGCUCCCAUGGACUGUCCCGUGGUGCUGCACCAGCUGAUGUUGGACUGCUGGGAGAGAGAGCGGGCAGAGCGACCCACCUUCAGCCAGAUACUCAACAUGCUGGAUAAGCUCAUCCGUAACCCGGGAACUCUGCGCCGGACGGGGGGGGACAGACACGCAGCCACUAUGAUGGAGUCUGGUGUGGGUUCGGAGGUGUGUGUGUCGGUCCUGCCAGAGGUGUGUGUGUCGGCGUGGUCAGUCUGUGAGUGGCUUCGGCCCCUCGGGUUGGAGAGGUACAGAGACACUCUGGCAGCAGCGGGGUACACCAGCAUCGACACUCUCCUGGCUCUCACACACCAGGAGAUGGACCGACUUGGAAUAAUCACACCAUCGCACCAGGACUUACUAAUUGCUAGUGUGCAGCAAGAAAUGUUGUCUCAAAUGCGGCAUAUGCAACACACAAUGGUUCCAGUCUGAGCUGGAGAAGGAUCCGGGCCUUUGUUGAGAAGAAUUUCAUUUACCUCAUCCAUGCACUUUAGAGAAAACAUUUAACCAGUGGAAAUCCAAGGAGUGACUCGUUCUCAUACAGGAGAAUGAGAAAAGCAGCACUUUUGUGAACUUCCAUUCUGUGGAGUUUUCUGAAAACCGUGAUCUGGACGUGGAAACACAGAUGGCAUUAAGCUGUUGAGAGCUUAGAGCCUCUUCCUCUUAUCCAGUUCUAUUUCUCAUUAUAUUGUUAUCUGUUUUGUGAAGGCUGAAAUGUUAAGGCUGUGCAUAAGCAGAAUGGCUUCCAACCUUUCUUUUGCUGCUUGGGCUUGACUUGAAUAAAAUGUAUUCUGUGUUUACUUUACACUGUGUGUGUAUGUGUGUGUGCACGCGUGCGGGCUUGUGUGUGUGUGUGUGUGUGCGUGCUUGCUUGUGUGUGUGUGUGUGUGUGUGUGUGUGCGGGCUUGCAUGUGUGUGUGUGUGUGUGUGUGUGUGUGUGUGUGUGUGUGUGUGUAGCGUGAAUGCAAGUAAAAUGGAAUCUCUGUUGUCAAGACGUCAGCUUUGAAUAUUCAGAAUAUGCAAAGUUACCCAAUAGAGAGAGGAGCCGGACAGAAUGUAUCCCUACGAGCUCUUACUGGUUUUCAUACCAGUAAAUCAUACUAACAAAUGGUAUGAUUUGCUUGCGUUUUUAAAUUGUAAAAAAUGUUACUUGUCUGAGAUUCGGUUGAAUUCAACGUUUAGAAUAGAAUGACAUCCCUCGUUGUAAAUGGUACGUGUCUUUUGUUUAACGCUAAGAAUUACCCACAUGAAGUAUUUUGUUUAUUUAUGCCCUUUUCUAUAGUUUGUACAUUGUAAAAUAGAAAACGUGAGGAAAUAUUGUAAUGACUGUGAAAUUGCGUUGCAAUAAAUCCCCAAACCCGUUGAUGUA
This is a messenger RNA of Pungitius pungitius (ninespine stickleback), 4685 nucleotides long. RefSeq names its product ephrin type-A receptor 4-like. Gene Ontology annotation, cellular component: plasma membrane; dendrite. NCBI's taxonomy places the organism in Eukaryota, Metazoa, Chordata, Actinopteri, Perciformes, Gasterosteidae. The coding region runs from base 497 to 3748 and encodes 1083 amino acids. The record is from RefSeq and is a predicted model, not a curated record. The transcript has 19 exons. Gene Ontology annotation, molecular function: transmembrane-ephrin receptor activity; ATP binding; protein binding. Gene Ontology annotation, biological process: axon guidance; protein phosphorylation; ephrin receptor signaling pathway.